AGGGUUUCAAUUUCUCUCUUUUUCCGUUUGGGUGCAAAUCUAGGUUUAGAGAGAGAAACACUGAGAGAACGAACGAACGAACUAGAUAGAAAGAGAAAGAGACUCUCUAUUUUGAUCGCGGUGUUUCUAUUUGAGGCGGAACCCUAGCCGGGACUGUGCGUGACGGCGGCGGCGGAUCGGAGAGUAACCACCAUGAGCGGCAAAGUCGGUGGCGCUGCGGGCCACAACAAGGCUUCACUCGCGGGGAUCCCGCCGGCGAGUCGGAAGAUGGUUCAGAGCUUGAAGGAAAUAGUCAGUAACAUCCCCGAUAACGAGAUCUACGCCACUCUCAAAGACUGUAACAUGGACCCUAACGAAGCUGUUAGUCGCUUACUCUCACAAGAUCCUUUUCACGAGGUCAAGAGCAAACGAGAGAAGAAGAAAGAGAGUAAGGAUACAACAGAUUCUAGGCCUCGCGGGGCGAAUAAUAAUUCAUCUAGUCGCGGCGGCGGUGGUGGUGUUAGAGGUGGUGCUGACCGUUAUGCUGGGCGUGGGGGCGCGGCCCAGUUUAAUAGUAGUGAUUCUGGUCUCCUGCAGGGAAAGCCUGCUUCGAGGAAGGAAAAUGGAACGCCGGCUUAUGGAGGAGGCUCGACGUUUUUUGCACCCAAUGCGUGGGAUAAUAGUGCGAGCAGACAAGUACCAUCCUACAGCCACAGUGAUUCUGCUGGUGUCAGUGAUGGAGUAUCUUCAUCAUUACAACAUGGUGGAGUGCAAUCUGCAUGGGCGUUGAACCCGGGUCAAGUGUCAAUGGCUGACAUUGUCAAGAUGGGUAGGCCACAGCCCAAGGCACCCGUGCAUAACUCAGCAGCGUCAAAUCACAAUUUGAAUUCAUAUCAAGGUCAUGCUUCCAAGGUUUCAGAGAACACUAAUGAUCAAAGCUUUGCUGUUAAUCCCAAUGUUGAACAGAAUGAUGAAUGGCCUUCUAUUGAACACCAACCAGCUGUUUAUGGCUCCUCGGUCGUUGAUACGCAUCCAAAUACUGAGUACUACACGAACUCAUCUAACUUUGGUGAAGCCAAUCGGCAACUGAAUAACCAUGUUGAUGAAUUUGUACCUGAAGAUAGUCCUGUUGAGAAUCCAGACAAUGUCGGAUCUACUUCUGUACCUGUUCAAAGUGUACCUGAGGAUAGUUCAGAAAGUGCAUCUGCUUUUGAUGGUAGCUUGUACAAGGACAUAAAUUCUUACCAAUCUCAUCGGCACCCUUUUGAUAAUAAUGAAGCUGAAGAUGGUACUUCAUCGGUGGCUGCAAACUUAGAGCAGCUUAAUUUACACAAUGAUGAUCAAGGGACAGAACCAGAGGAGGAGAAUCCUUCUGUAGUAAUUCCAAAUCACCUACUACUUCAUACUCCAGAAUGCUUAAAUCUUAGCUUUGGAAGUUUUGGAGCUGUCAAUGAUGCUUCCCUUUCUGGAUCUGGGCCACAUGCUUCUAGGCCUUUGAAAAGUAACUUGGAGGAUACAUCUGGAGCAACCGAUGUUGCAACAAUUGGGUCCUCAGAUGCCAGAAAUCCUGAGUAUUAUGGAGACGAGCAUCUUACUACUACCUCAGAUCGGAAUAUGGCUCACAUAACCAACGUGGAUGCUGGGGUUUAUGAACAUCCUUCCAUUUCACAACCUGAGGGUUUAAAACCCGAACCCCCUGAAACUUCUCAUGAAAAUCAAUAUUCAUUUCCUUCAUCUUCACAUGAGUUUACUUAUGAAAAUGCUCAACAGCCAGAUGUGACAUAUCCUCAUUCACAGACAAGCUCGCAGAUCCAGAACCUGUCUCCCUUCUCUAGUGUAAUGCAGGCAUACACUACUUUGCCCAGUGCUCUGUUGGCUUCAACGGUUCAAACAGCAAGGGAGGACAACCCAUACUCACCUUUCCCUGCAACUCAAUCGAUGCCUACGAAAUAUAGCAACAUAGCUUCUUCAAUUGGUGGUCCCUCUAUAACCAUGUCAGAGGCUCUAAGGGCAAACAACAUUUCAGCGCCUCAACCUAAUCCACAAGCUUUGCCUGGUGCCAAUGUUGCCACUGGACCUUCACUUCCUCAACACCUUGCUGUCCAUCCCUACGCCCAGCCUACUCUUCCUCCGGGACAUUAUCCUAACAUGAUAAGUUAUCCAUUUUUGCCUCAGAGCUAUACCUACAUGCCAUCUGCGUUUCAGCAGGCUUUUGCUGGAAGUAGCACAUACCACCAAUCUUUGGCAGCUGUGCUUCCACAGUACAAAAACAGCAUUUCUGUCAGCAGCUUGCCUCAGUCUGCUGCUGUUCCAUCUGGAUAUGGUUUUGGAAGUUCCACCAGCAUUCCUGGUGGAAACUAUCCUUUAAAUCCACCAUCUGCCCCUACUAGCACAACCAUUGGAUAUGAUGAUGUUAUAAGCUCCCAGUACAAGGAUGCCAAUCACAUGAUUUCACUACAGCAGCAGCAGAAUGAGAAUUCUCCAAUGUGGGUUCAUGGGCCCGGCUCGCGAACAAUGUCUGCAGUUCCUCCCAGCACCUAUUACAGCUUCCAGGGACAGAAUCAGCAACCGGCUGGGUUUCGACAAAACCAGCAGCCGUCCCAGCAGCAGCAUUUCGGACAACUUGGGUACCCUAAUUUCUACCAUUCUCAGACUGGGAUGUCUCUGGAACAUCAGCAACAGCAGCAGCAGCAGAAUGCUAGGGAGUCUCUUGCUGGUUCUCAGAGCCAACAACCUAAGCAGUCCCAACAAAUUUGGCAAAACAGCUACUAAUCGUAAUCGCUCCCGGUUUUUAAGGGUCUUGAUGUGAGCUUGAUAUUAUCAGAGGCAUUUCCACGGUCUAAUUAUCAAGUGUUUGGUCUGAAGCUGCCCCGUGGAAAUUGUAUUCUACAUAAUUAUGCUCGUGAUGUUUAACUUAGGUACUUAAGUUAAGUGUGUGCUGAUUUGGUGUACUGCAAACAAUACUCUUUUUUCCCAUUAGGUUUUUCUCAUCUGGUUAUAGUGAAAAGUUUCUUGGAUGUUACCUCUUUUAA
This is a messenger RNA of Lotus japonicus, 3011 nucleotides long. RefSeq lists its product as uncharacterized. NCBI's taxonomy places the organism in Eukaryota, Viridiplantae, Streptophyta, Magnoliopsida, Fabales, Fabaceae. Bases 193 to 2751 code for a protein of 852 amino acids. The record is from RefSeq and is a predicted model, not a curated record. Gene Ontology annotation, molecular function: protein binding. The transcript is spliced from 10 exons.